AUGGCUUCUCUCAAGACUAUCCUUUUUGGCCUCUUUGCUGGCUCCGCAUUGGCAAUGCCUUCAGUUCCUAUGUUCACCAAGAGACAACUACGAUAUCAUGAGCUCUCCAAGCGUCAAAACGAUGCUGCCGCUGCUGCCGGCCUCGAUGACCCCAGUAUCUUGCAAUUUGCCUUGACAUUGGAACAUCUCGAAAACGCCUUCUACCGCGAAUCUUUCCUUACCAUCUCCGACGAACAAUUCGCUCCCCUCGGUCUCGAAGGUCAGACACUCGAGGAUGUCAAGUCCAUUGGCAAGACAGAAGCUUCUCACGUCACUCUUCUCCAGUCAGCCCUUACAGCUGCAGGCUUCGCUCCUGUCCAGGAGUGCAAGUACGACUUCAAGGGCGCAACUGCCGACCCAUCUGCCAUGGUUGCCACUGCUGCCAUCCUCGAGAGUGUUGGUGUAUCGGCCUACCUCGGCGCAGCACCUCUUCUCACCGACCCUGCCAUUCUUGGCACCGCCGGAGCAAUUCUCACCGUUGAAGCCCGACACCAGACUGCCAUUCGAGUCUUCUCCAAGGCCGUGGCUGUUCCUCAACCUCUCGACACACCUCUCGGCCCCCGUGCAGUCUUCUCUCUCGCUGCUCCAUUCAUCACUGAGUGUCCUGAGGGAUCCAACCUCCAGGUUGAGGCUUUCCCAGCUCUGGCCAUGGCAGAGGGCCAGGCAGCUGAAGCUGUCACCAUCGGAACCAAGGUGAAGCUUACUUCUGAGGCUGCGGCUGGUGCUACCUUCUGCGGUUUCACAGCUGGAGGUUUACUUCCUGGCGGAACCAAGUUCACAAAGUUCACUGAGGGAGAGGGCUGCGAGGUUCCUCAGGGAGCUGCGGGAGUUGUUUAUGUUACAUUGACGAGUGAUGGACCUUUGGAGGGCGUUUUGUCUGAUGAUAUUACCAUGGCUGGGCCUAUGGUUUUGACCAUCUCGUAA
Messenger RNA from Fusarium coffeatum, 963 nucleotides. RefSeq lists its product as uncharacterized. The coding region runs from base 1 to 963 and encodes 320 amino acids. Lineage: Eukaryota; Fungi; Ascomycota; Sordariomycetes; Hypocreales; Nectriaceae. The transcript has 2 exons. The record is from RefSeq and is a predicted model, not a curated record.